Molecule: messenger RNA, 4865 nt
Organism: Gadus chalcogrammus (walleye pollock)
Lineage: Eukaryota; Metazoa; Chordata; Actinopteri; Gadiformes; Gadidae
Gene: lrch4
Product: leucine-rich repeats and calponin homology (CH) domain containing 4
Exons: 17
Coding region: 264-2384 (706 amino acids)
Molecular function (GO): protein binding
Source: RefSeq, a predicted model, not a curated record
CUACUCUUCAUCCGCUCCUUCGCGCUGCACCCUUCCGAGAUAUUGACAGCUCAGUAGUACCCAGCACUCUCUCGUUGCCUUUUAGGUGGGCAUUCGUAAACCCAUGCUGAGUCAGGUUAAAGCGCUCCGAAGAAUCGGUCGGAACAAUUCGGAUACCUGAGGCGGCUCGGACAAGUCCGUCAUUGGAGAUACCGUCGAAGGCUAUCAGAAUAAGAGUAAACGGCUUCAAAUAAACUAACAAAGGAGGUUUACCCCUAUAUUUCAUGGCCGCUGGGGAUGGUGCCCAGCUGCCGGCAACAAUAGCGGCUAGCCGGAGCGUGGAGAAGGCGCUCGAGGAGGCUUCAGCUAGCGGGGCUCUGAAUCUGUCCAACCGUAAACUGAAAGAGUUCCCCCGCACCGCCAGGAACUACGACUUAUCGGACGUUACGCAUGCAGACUUGUCCAAGAACUGCCUGUGCGAGCUGCCCGAGGAGCUGUGCCACUUCAUCUCCCUGGAGACGCUCAGCCUCUACCACAAUGGCAUGCGCUCGCUCUCCUCCGGCCUGGGGAACCUCCAGGCCCUCACCUACCUCAACCUCAGUCGCAACCUCUUGUCCACCUUGCCCCCGGCGGUGUUCCAGCUCCCCCUGCUACGCGUGCUCAUCGUCAGCAACAACAAGCUGUCGUCCCUGCCUGCCUCCAUACACACCCUCACGCACCUGCGACAACUGGACGCCAGCUGCAACGACCUGCAGGCCCUACCUGCAGAGCUGGGCCAGUUGGACAGCCUGAGGGACCUGAGCCUGAGGAGGAACCAGCUCACCUCUCUGCCUGAAGAGAUCUCCGAGCUGCCGCUGGUGCGCCUGGACCUGUCGUGCAACCGCAUCUCCCACGUGCCCGUGUGCUACCGCCACCUGCGCCACCUGCAGAGCUUCCUGCUGGACAGCAACCCGCUGCAGCUGCCGCCCGCCCAGGUCUGCUCCAAGGGCAAGUACCACAUCUUCAAGUACCUCAACAUGGAGGCCUGCCGGAGGAACCAGGAGGAGCUGGAGCGCCACAUGAGGCCCACCGGAUUCACCAGCUGCCUCUCGGAUCACGAGCUGUUCUCGGGUCAGUUCGGAGGCCUGGAUUCCGGCUUCAACAGUGUGGACAGCGGCAGUAAAAGAUGGUCCGGGAACGAGUCGGCGGACGACUUCUCCGAGCGGUCCCUCCGGGUGGCGGAGGUCAGCCGGGACCAGAAGAACCUGGCUGAGGAAGAGGAGGAGGAGGAGGAGGAAGAGGCGGAGGCGCCGUCACGACCGGGGGCCCCGGCGGGUCGACUCCUCCCCCCCCUCCCCCCGGUGAACGGCGAGGCAGAGCAGGUGGACUUCAUCGACAGCAGCAUGACGGCGGAGGAAGAGGAGGACGAGGACAACCUCCCCACCCCUACUCUCGUGUCCGUAUCUCUGAUGGAAAAGAAGGAGGCGCUGUCUGCAUCCCAAACCCAGGACUCUGCUGCAUCAUGCAGGUCCAAUCUCCGGGUGGAGUUGGGCCCCGCCUCCUCAGGCCCCUCCUCCCCGUCCAGCCCCACCCUGGAGGAGAAGAGGAGGCCCAACACGCUGCUCAUCUGGCAGGAGAGGGAGCGCCAGCAGAGGGAGCGGGAGCGGUCCCGGGACGGCAUCUUGCUGAAGUCCUCGGCCAAAACAGGAAAUCAUGUGGCUUCAACACUUCAGACAGGAAACGGCACAGGUGGUGUGCAAGAGAACAGCCAUCCGCCAGGCCUAAGACAACGGUGUGCAAGUGCUGAACAGAUGUCUGCCAUACACCCCGCCACUCCCAUCCAGCGCUCUGCCAGUAGAACAGACAUGCCGUCCUCCCCCAAAACCUCCCCCCCGGGUGGGCUCACCCCGAAGCCCAACAGCUUCCUCUUCCGCGCCACCUCCCGCGGGAACGUCAAGCCCAACGGUUCCUUCCAGAACCUGGGGGAUUCCGGCCGGAGCGACUCCCGCACCACCCUGCGAGGACCGAGGGAAGAGAGGCCCGACGUCUCCAAGCUACGCAAGACUCUGGAGUCCCGUCUCAAGGUCACCCUCCCUGAGGACCUGGGAGAGGCCUUGUCCAACGGCACCGUCCUCUGCCAGCUGGCCAAUCAGAUCCGCCCGCGCUCCGUAGCCAUCAUCCACGUUCCGUCCCCCGCCGUGCCGAAGCUGAGCUCAGCCAAAUGCAGACUCAACGUGGAGAACUUCAUCACCGCCUGCCGCAAGCUGGGCGUCCCCGAGGAAUCCAUCUGUGCCGCCCAGUUGAUCACCGAGGACGAGGGCUUGGCUCGGCUGGCCCACACGGUGCAGGUCUUGGUGGACCUCGCGCCGACUGCUGCCAGCCACCGCCGCGCUAGUAGACCGGAGCCGCUAGGGGCGGACAGCUAAGCACUGCUCCAUCCUUCUCUUAGCUCCAUGUCGUCCACUGAUUUUGCUGUCAUCCAAAGGUCCAAAAUGGUACCCCAAAAACAUCAAUGAAACACUUGGUUUGUAAUCAUUGGUUGUUGAAAGUGAAAGAUGGAUUUCUUCCGUGUUUAAGAGUAAAAACAGGCGUUUAGUUCGAUUUUUUUGGUUUUCAAGUAGGCCUAUAUAAAUGAUGCACAUGGCAAGUGGAAGUCGAGCAACUUGUUUUAAAGUUGAUGCAUACUUUUUUUUUGUUAGGAUUUUAAACGUUACAUUUUUUUUACUCGUCAAACAUCUAAUUAUCAUGCAAUUGUUCAUACGUGGGCAUUAUCCCGACCAACAAUAACAGCAUAUGACUGCACUGAAUCCAUAAAAAAAAGCAUGUAUUUUCAAUCUUUGUCAGUUCCAUUCCCUGUUAUCGUCAUUCAGUAAAUUCAAAUAAAAAGCUAUAUUUUGAUCGACUAUAUGGGUAGUGACUUGAGUGUUGCUGUUUAUUCCUGUGCCCAUCAGACUCCAUCCCAGCUCUCAUAUUAAGUUGACGAAGAGAACACAGUCUAUCUCUUGUUUAACAGUUCUACCGAUAACUAUGUAUAACCCUAACCCUCUACCUAAUCAGAACCCAUUAUGAAGGGCUCAUAGGCCCCUGAGCUAUGGUUAGUUUUGGGCCUUACUAAACCUUUUAGCCCUGUUAAGCUCGGGCGCAGCUUUGAAAAUGCUUUGUAUUUUUGUUUGUUUUUAGAAAAAAAGUCGAACGUUUUUUGUAAAUCUAACAACAUGAUGUUAUUUGACCUUGGGUGUUUUGAAAGGCGCCUCUAAAUUAAAUGUAUUAUUAUUAUUAUUAUUAUUUCAAAUCAUGACGUCACAAGGGUGCAGCUGAUAGAGCUGUUUAUAGCGACCCCUGGAGUCCUGUCACGAUAGGUCUUCACUGGAGCUUGACGUAGAGUUGGAAGCCGAACAAUGUCAUGUGAGUUUUAAUGCCGCGUUUCCACUGCAGGGUGCGGAACGGAUCGGAUCGCAAAGGUGCGGUAGGGAGGGGGCGGUAUAGCCCAGCUCAGUUCCGAGGUCGCGUUUCCACUGCUGACAGUACCCUUUGUGGUAGGCCGGAUGUCGAUCGCCGCGGCAGCUAGGUAAACAUCGUAAACAACGUCUUCCUCCCCAAGAAUGCAGACGAACGUCUCCACCUCCUUGUUCGCCCAAGCAAGCGUUUUACGCGACAUGUUAAUUGUAAAGAAUAAUACCCCGAGGCUACUGUUUGUUUGUUUUUAUCCCCGCACCACCCGGAAGUGAUGAUUCUGUCGACCAAUCAACGGAGGGGGUGUGUAGCUAGAAUUUCCCGGGACCCUUUCAGGCGUCCGGUCUCGUUUUCGGUACCCCAACUGAGAAGUCCCGAGAAAGGGGCCGGAACGGGUACGGCAAAGUCCGGGUCACGCCCACUUUUGGCGGUGGAAACGCGACCCGACCCGCACCUUUGCGAUCCGAUUCGUUCCGCACCCUGCAGUGGAAAAGUCAACUAUAAGUCAACUAUAACCGCCGGCCACUUGGUAGUGUCUCGACGGUGCAGCGGUGAGUGCUGUUGGAUUGGUAGCGCUCGAGACCGGGGUUCGAGUCCUGGCACACUAGAUCAUUCGGCCUGAGCGAUGUCAUGUGGUCUGAGUGACAAACAUCAUUCAGACCAAGAUUGAGUGAGUGACAGAGUGAAGUCUGAAGAUUAAGCUUACUACCACAAGUAUUUAAUGUUAUAUGUAACCAGACGUAGGCUACUCGAGGGAAAUUGAAAUUGAGUCGAAGUACUUUGGCGGGCGGAGCCAGGCUAGGAGAUCUGGGGAGUGUGUAAAAAAACAACACAGAUCUUUCAAGAACGAAGCACCGAGAACCAGCCUGGCGUGGAUUCUACUGUGUGACGAAAUGGUGGGGAAAUAGUGUUGCCCAAUCUGGCAACACUGGUCUCCACCACCCCCUCUAGGUGAACAACAACCUCCGCUUCCACAUCCAGCAGGCGGAACCGCCUGUCUGCUUGUGUGUGCUGACUCAAUCCCCUGAAGAACGGUAUGAAUUGAGAAUCAGGAGGGGGGUCUAUUUGAGUUUGCAUGAUUGUAUGAUAAUUGCUUUCUUUUAUUUAUCCCAUAUUGUAUUCACCGGAAGAAACAAAGUGGAAUGGGUAGUCCACAAGCCGGUGUUCACGAGAGUUUCAACUGCUACUUUGCAAAGUAGCACUUAUUUCUGGACUGUGUGAAUUGUAAAGUCAAGUAUAACCUCCAAAACAUCAAGAUCUGUGUCUUGGUGGUAUGGUGGUAAGGCUGUGGGUUAACACUCUGCAGGUGCAGGUUCGAGUACCCGCACGCACGGCUAAUAAGAAUGAUGAGUUUUCAGACACUAUGUAUGUUCAGGUGCCCUGCUCCGAACCAGGGUUCAAGAGGUACCUUAAUGGCCACAUCUUAUCUCUCUAUCAUGUGAAUGGUAAAGUCA